AUGGCCCUACGACAAACCGCCUCUCGCUCUUUGCGCAUUGCCUCGCGCAAUGUCGCCCCCUCGACCAGAGCCUUCUCAGUCUCGGCCCUCCGCGCGAAGGAGCUCGCCGCCGAUGUUUCCGACUUGCCCAACAUGAGACACGCCCAAAGAAGCGCUCAGGGCCGUCUCCAUGUUCCCAUUGUCAACCCGGCCGACAAGUUCCAAGAAAAGGCCGACAGCUUGCACCAGUAUGGCCAGUACUUGAUGUCUUGCAUGCCCAAGUACAUCCAGCAGUUCUCGGUCUGGAAAGAUGAGCUUGUCAUCUACAUCGCCCCCAACGCCGUCCUCCCCGUCUUCAACUUCCUCAAGUACCACACCGCCGCCGAGUUCACCCAGAUCAGCGACAUCACCGCUGUCGACUACCCUACCCGCGACCAGCGUUUCGAGGUCGUUUACAACAUGCUUUCCGUCCGCCACAACGCCCGUAUCCGCGUCAAGACCUACGCCGAUGAGGCCACUCCCGUCCCUUCGCUCUGCGGUCUGUACGACGGCGCAAACUGGUACGAGCGUGAGGUCUACGACUUGUUCGGUGUCUUCUUCGUUGGACACCCCGAUCUUCGUCGCAUCAUGACCGACUACGGUUUCGACGGUCACCCGCUCCGCAAGGACUUCCCCCUUACUGGAUACACCGAGAUUCGUUACGACGAGGAGCAGAAGCGCAUUGUUGUUGAGCCCCUUGAGUUGACCCAGGCCUUCAGAAACUUUGAGGGUGGUAGCUCUGCUUGGGAGCAGGUCGGCCCUGGUCACGACAGAAGACCCGAGAGCUUCAAGCUCCCUACACCAAAGCCCGAGCCCAAAGCUGAGGAGAAGAAGUAAUCGAUUCACUCUAGACUCCCUGGUGGUGUAUCAUAGUGUAAUCAGCCCACGUCAAAUUUCAAUACCGACUUUUCUUUUUUGUUC
Messenger RNA from Aureobasidium pullulans EXF-150, 939 nucleotides. RefSeq names its product NADH-ubiquinone oxidoreductase-like protein 30.4 kDa subunit. Gene Ontology annotation, molecular function: NADH dehydrogenase (ubiquinone) activity. The record is from RefSeq and is a predicted model, not a curated record. The coding region runs from base 1 to 855 and encodes 284 amino acids. The transcript has 4 exons. Lineage: Eukaryota; Fungi; Ascomycota; Dothideomycetes; Dothideales; Saccotheciaceae.